Anopheles darlingi is the source of this 9861-nucleotide messenger RNA. It is a transcript of the gene jvl, whose product is annotated as serine-rich adhesin for platelets. The record is from RefSeq and is a predicted model, not a curated record. Bases 952 to 6933 code for a protein of 1993 amino acids. NCBI's taxonomy places the organism in Eukaryota, Metazoa, Arthropoda, Insecta, Diptera, Culicidae. The transcript has 10 exons.
GCCUCGAAAGUCUGCAGACGGUGCAGUUUCGGUUCGCGUCACUGAAUCCCUGUGAUCAUUUGUGUGUGUAUGUGUGUAUGUGUUUCACGUUUUUUUGUUCAAUGGUAUUUUGUACCCGGGACACGGGAGAAGCCCGCAACGACGACAAAUAGUGCGCGGUGGGGGUGUGGGACUGUAGCAGCAGCAGAGCCAACUUCCCAAUAUUUUAAGACGAGUGAAACGAAGGAAAACAGAUGAGUGAUGUGCUGACGAGUAUACCCCUUAGGGGGGAUGAGCAUCUACCUGGGGAGCCCUUUCUUUUCCUUUCAUCUCGUCGGCUGGCCCCCCGUCUGCGCCCCACAGACACACCGACGUUGAGCUCGCCCGGAGCUUUCACACGGAGCCACGUUCAGAAUUAAAAGAUUAAAUAUUAUUGACCGGCAGUCGCCCAUUAUUGCCCUUGUGUGUUUGCGUGCGUCUGUGUGCGUCGUUUAUGCGUGUUAGUGCGAUGUGGCUGUCGGUGUAGAGUGCGCGGUUCUCAUCAGUGUCUCUGUGUGCACAAAGUGUACGUAUCCGUCCCGUCCGUUCUGUGCACGUCCGGCAGCGUAGAGCCGAUCCGAUUAGAAACUUCAAUCAACCGAUCAGCCUUUGGUUCGUGAAGCCAUGCAGCUGGCAAUCCGGAGUGGGGGGUGGGCCCACAGCAGCAGACAGCAGCGAGCAUAAUAGCUGCCCCUAGAGUGGCGAGAUGUGGCGACCGGUAGUGUGCGGGUUUAAGGGACACGAUAAGGCAAAGGAGCCCGUGUAAAGGACGGCCACUUGGAAGGAUCUAACAGCCUGUGACAACCAUCCAACCACAGCCAGUCAGCGUUUUUCAGCAAUUGAACUAUUGCCCUGCCUUGCCCUCUAGCUGCUCUGGUGUGGUGUAUUACGGUUUGCUGAGCUGACGCUCGGUAGCCAGUCGCCCCGGGUGACAUGUCCGACAGCGACCUAGAUCGGACGCUUGUGCACCCGGAUCAGGCGCAAACUGCUGCCGUUCAUCGCGGCCUGGCCAUCCCGAUUGAGCCGACGACGGUGCCAACUGGGCUCAAUCGACAACACGCCGUUACCUGCCAUCAGCAAAAGCACCUCGCGAACCCACCAAUAUCUACUGACAGCUCGUCGGAUCCGCCAACUCCGGCUCAGCAACAGCAACAGCAGCAGCAGGUGCCCAACCAACGGUAUCCGCACUAUUUUGCGCUGACCAGCGGCGAUGAUCCAGUGGGCUCAGACGAGGCGCCUGCGGUCUGCCUCCUGCUGUCCGACGAGCAACAGGGAUGCGGUGUUUCGCAGCUGCAGCGACCUCCAGUUGCCUUCGCACACCCCCCUCCCGUACCACACUCCACAAUCAGCCGGGACAAUCAGCCAAAGCGCAUCAGUACAUCGCUGCCGCUCUACUAUGCCAAGAGUGACCUGUGCACCCUUGGUUCGCGACCUGGUAUGGAGUAUGUGCCAUUGAGGACGCCAGCUACCGAGCCGUAUCACUAUCAUCACGUCACCGACCAAACCAAGUCACUACAGGAAUUGCAGAAUGAAGUCGGCGCUCUGCUGGAGUUCCGCGAUCUGGUUAUCGAAACCUUUCCCGACCUUAAAUCGAAGAUGGUCUCGUCAACGACGAACAGCACCCUCACCGGCCUACCCUCAUCCUCGUCCCUAGCGGCUCGACGCGAGUGGGAGCCUGGCAUCCGGAUACGGCGGAAGCUGACGCAGAAGGAUGGUGUCGGUGGUGGUGGUGGUAGUGGUAGUGCGCUCAGUAGUGGCUGCAGCAUCUCGGGCCUUGCUAGUGGCGGUGGGCUAAGCAAUGUAGCCGGCACGAUCACCGCGGCGAACAGCAGCAGCAGCAGCGGUAGCAGCACCACCAUCAUCCCUGGCAGCGGGGGUGGUGGUGGGACUACCGUGACCCACGCAGGGCACCAGGAAGCCCUCCUUCCGGUCUCCUCGGUUGUCACUGGCGCUGGCGGUAGCAGCAGCAGCAGCAGCAGCAGCAGCAACAAGAACAACAACAACAACAACAACACCUCUUCCUCCUGCUCAUCUGAUCUGAACCAUCAGCACCAGCAACAUUUACAUCAGCACCAUCCAUUACAUCAACAUCACCACCACUACCAUCAUCUUUCGCAUAGCGGUGGCGUUGGCGGGGCUGGUGGAGUCGCUGGUGUUAGUAACAGUGGCGGCAGUAACAGCAACAACAGUAGCAGUGGUCAUCACCAUCAUGCGCAGCAUCAACAACCGGCGCACCCGGUGCAACAACAUUCGUCAUCAUCGCUGAUACGCAGCCGAAGCAAUUCCCAUAGCGGUAAGAAGGAACCAAAGAGCGGCGAAGGCAACAACGGUAGUGUGAUACAGGACUCGGGCUUCUCCACCGAAACGUCCUCGUCGAAGGAGACGCACAGUGCGGCGUCCUCAACAAGUGGUGCUGUGGUGCAGGGAACUAGCUCGUCGACCAGUACCAACCGGUUGGCGACGGGACAGGAGGACGAACUGUGGAAUUUACUCGAUGUGAUACAUAGAAAAAGUAACCGGCUGCGCGAGGAGCUGGAUACGCAGCGGGGCGGGAAGCUUAGGGGAUCCAAUUUAACUUUUAGCAAUCAAUCGGGGUUGGCGACGACUGUUCCAGCAUUGGCAACUGACAACAGCGGUAAUGGUGGUACAUCGUCUUCCGCGGCAUCGAAUUCGCCUGCCCUGGAAACGGUUGCGAUACCGGUGCAGACACAAUCGCACAGCGGCAGCAAUAUCGUCAUCCAUCAUAGCAAUCCUGCUGGAGUGGUCGCUAUGGCCGAGGCGGCCAGUGCGACCAAUGUGGCCGUGUUGUCUACCGGCAGCGCUGCCGAUGGUCAGUACGGGAAAGCGCUAGCGGAGAGCAGCCAGGCGGUGGCGAUGGCGGCGGCCAAGGAUCACAUUGUACAAAUUUUGCGCCAGGAGCGCGACCGAUUGCUGGACAAGCUGUCCAGUUACAAGGCGGAAACGGUAGCCGGCCGCAUCUGUGCAGCAAAGAUGCAGGACGAGGUCGAAACGCUAACGCUGACGGUGCGCAAGCUGCACGAACAGCUGCAAGCGGCCCAAAACCAGCGGCUAGAGUUAAACACGAAACUCCAUGAUCUCCAUCAGCAACCUGUAAAUAAAAGUGCUUCUAGUUCAUCCGAUACAGCAGUACAGCAGGGAAGCAGCUCAGGUACGGCCCAGCAAACGUUAUUUGCUAAAGCGCCCCGCUACCAUGCAACCGUGCUGGGUCCAGCAGAGAACAGUAGCAGCGGCAACGUUAGCGCCAGCACCGUGGCCAUAUCCGCCGCGACAACUAGCUCGAAUGAUACGACGCUUGCCGUUGUCGGCCACGGUGCCGCUGGGCGUUCCUUUGAUGCCACUGUGCUCGGGCGACUGGAUGGUCUGCUCGGUACAUCCUCCACCAAUCGUCUGCAGAAGGUUCGAGCACUCGAUUCUCAGAAAAUUGCCGCCAUUCUCCUCGAGACGAACAUUGUCGAGCUACAGCGCCAUCUGUUAACGAUCACCGUACAAAAUCAGGUUCUUCAGCAGCGGUUAGAACAGGCAACCCGAUCUAAGAUUUUUCUCAGCGAAAAGUUGGAAAAAUCGAAAGAAGAUGUCGAUGAUUUGCGGUUUCAGCUCAAGGAAAAAACGAUAGAGCUAGAGGGUACGAGAGCACAGCUGAGGGUGAUCGAGUCAAAGGCAUCGAGCAAAUCAUCUCCAGUAUCAGCGACUAGCAGCCCGGAACACCAUCAUCAACGGCUGAUGCGGAUGGCUUCACCGACAUUGAUGCUUCAACAGCAACAACAACAACAACAACAACAACAACAGCAGCAGCAGCAGCAGCAGCAGCAACAACAGCAGCACCAACUUCACCAGCACCAGCAGCAAACGUCAACGCUGAUGCACCUUUCCCAUUACUCGCCGACCAAUGCGCCCUGUCAACUGGUGAUGCGUUUGGCAUCCUCGCAGGUUUCGACACCGUCCAUGAAGGCAAUGACACCGGUCGCGAUGGAUGAUAUUGCACAGCAACAGCAACACAGUAGCAGCACCGAAUCAGCACAGGAUCAGGCGGAACGGGAUAGCACCAGCAGUGGUACUGGAGGGCGGAUGCAACCGCAGCAGCAUCACCAUCAUCAUAAUCAUCAGCACCACCACCAACAACAACAGCUACAAUGUCCAGAAACACCACGGAGGCGUCCGUCCAAGAUUCCGUUACCGGGUAUGAAAGGUUCGGUGGCACCAAAACCGCCGAGCGGUCGUAACUUUGCUGCCGCCGGUCCAAUCACGCCAACGACACCCACCAGUGUUUCGACAUCGGCUAGCCACCGUCCGCUAGCGUUAUCAUCGGGACCACCGUCCAAUCGUAGCCUGGCAAAGAGCACCGGCAGCCUGUACAUUAAAUCGAGCGAGGGUGGCCCAUUUGGGGCAACAACACAGCAGCAGCAGCAACAGCAGCAACAGCAACAGCAGCAGAUGAUCAAUAAACCCCGCGACAGUAAUAGCAGUGGCAGCAGCGGGAGUCUCUAUAGGCCGGAUUCAGCGCAAAGCUGGCGCACGAUCAAGGAUACGCCUUCGCUGGAGAAAUCACGCUCUUCCUCGAUACCGAUAUCGUCGGCCAAAGGAGGACAGCAAUCACCAGCUACAACAUCGCAUGCAGCCAUACCCUUGCCCCGGACGCCUACGGCAGCCUCACCCUCAAUGAUACCGUCGGGGCCGGUUGGGGGCGGUGGUGGUUUUGGAAUCGGAUCAACGAUUAGUUCUUCUCCACAGCCACGCAGUAAGCGUGAUUCUCUCACAACGAAAGUAAAGAACUGUGACUCGCUGUCCCGGCUUCAGUCGGCGCAGAUAGCCGGCAGUGUUAUCAAAACAACGGGGUCCAAGAAUAGUGCCACCGCUACUGGAACGGCAGCCGGGUCCGGUUAUCAGGCGCCGCCACCACCGGUGCGCGAGCGGAAGCAGAGUGCCGGAGGAGGCCUCAGGCACAUCUCCAGCUCCUCAAUCGGUUCAGCAACUGACGGUGGUUCAGCUAUAGGCAGUGGACACGGUAACGCUAGUGCCUCCACACCCACCACUACUACAACCACCAUCGCUGCCGCCACCUCAAGUUCUACCUCGACUAGCGACACCAUAAAGAUGGCGCAGCAGCCCCACCGUAGCAACACAUUCAAGUUAGCGAAACCAACGCUCGUCCCAUCGGUAUUCGGCGAAUCGUCAGAGUGUCGCUACGUGCUACCAGAGAUCGGCGGUUUGUCGGAUGGACCACAAUGGAGCGAUUCCAUGCGACUCUCUGCAACACCAGUCGUCAUCCCAUCCACUACACCUACGACGAUCGAAGCGAAGAAGGAACACUACGGAGGAGAAGAAGAAACGUCACGUGAAAACCGACUGAGGGUAUCGAUUUCCGGUUGCUCCAGCUCACCGGCUGCUCGCGGCCUGAUCGAAGAAUAUCUGGCGGCCAAAACGCGUGCGGCCAACUGUCAACAGCCAUUGUCACCUGUGGUUCCACUACCCCCUCCGCCUAUUUUUCACGUGAUUCGUGCCAGCACAACGCCGAUCAGCGGGGUGCGGGGAGUUACGGUAUCGCCUCAGCUAGUCCAACGACGCCGUACGCCGCUCGAUGAGCUCGCAUAUAAACAUCCGAUCUUGCUUCUGGACGACGAUGACAACGAGCCAGAGGACGAGGAACUGGGACAGGAAGACGAGAACAAGGAAAACUGUGAUGCUGUAGGUAUGCCGCAAAAGGAAGAGCAAAAAGAAGAGCAAAACGGAGAAGCAGGGAAACAAAGUAAUGUCUCCGUUUACCGGUACAAUGAUAGGCAGCAAAGUGGCGGUGUAGCUGAGGUUGUAGAACGUUUGCUAGAUGAUGAUCAUGAUGUUGAAGAAACGAAUCCGGUUCAAGAAUCACUCAUCGUUCCACGGCCCAAGGUAAUCGCUUUUCAUUCGCUAAAGUCGCUCAGUGAUGAUCAAACCGAGAGGCCUUCCGCCUUGUUAAACGGUGAUCAGCAUCCACAACAACAGAUACUGCAUCAUUCAAAUACUGAGCAACGUGUUCCGCCAAUGUGUCGUUUGGUGCGUAAGGUGAACCAGAAUAUACUGAAAACCUGGGAACAGUUGAGCGGGCGAGCAAACAGUAGCAGUGACGGUAGUAUAGACAAGAGCAGCCAACAACAGUCAACGGUUAUGACUAGCGAUAGUAAGCGACUACGGAACAGUGGUGAGCUUUUUCCGCCGACCUCAACGAGAAAGCAAUGCUUCUUUGGACAAGAAUUCGCGUUGUUUAGCAAAACUGGUCAAACCGCUGCUAGCUAUAGCAGUAGUACGGGUAAUCUACUAAGCGAUGGGCAUGGAUCGGAGUGUGGCAGUACGGAUCGACAGAGCUGUUUGCUUUAUUGCCCACAACAGCAGCAGUACAAUCUGAGUGAGGAGGUAAUUGAGUUCAAGGUGAAUAGGCUGCUGCACCCCGCUGCAUCCAUAUCCGCGUCUUCGGUAGUGGACGAGCUGGAAAAGUCGUCGGUGAACUUGUCUAGCUGUGCUACCUCUUCCACCACCGCUAGGUCCGAGGCAAGAAUACACACCAUCGCGCCAUCAAUGUCACGGCAAAGGCAGACAAAGGGUUCCAGGGAGCGGAAUGAACUCGACGGUGGUACCUCUAGCAUUACCACUGUCGGCACCACUAACUCCACCACUGCUACUAGCUCUUCCGAGGGAGCAGACUUCUAUGAUAGCAUUGAUGCAGUGAGCAGCAGCAUUCGGGAGCAUCCAGGCGACCGCGUUAGAGUUGCAUCGAUUUGUUAUGGGCGUUCCGAAAGUGCCGUGCCGUGGAAAGCCCGUGAAGAUCGAUUCUCGCACGAUGUUUCUGAAGUUGGUGCUGGUGCUGGCGAAAAUCUAACAUCCCUAGAUCGUAAACGACUGCUCUGGUCGAUCGAAAUAGAGUAGGAAAGCGUUCGGGCACCACCAUCCGCAAGCAUAGACUUACGUGUGGAUGUAGCGAAUCAAGGCAACGACUUUACUAUACAGAUAUUCCACUUUUUCCCAUUCUGCCCCGGAUAAAAAUGUUUCAGUAUUUAUUUCUUAAGAACCAGGUUCUCUUUGCCGGGGUAAGAGCCCCGGGCGCACUCAUGCGACCAAUACGAGUAACAGAUGUCCUCGAAAGAUGCAUUCCUUUAUCUUAGCUUUUACAUACGCACACACACAAACAUACUGUUUGCGCGAACACUGUUCUCUAACACUAAAAAAGGCGAUGAUUUAGCAAGACUCCAAACAUCAGUGAGAUUUCUUUGACAAUUUGAAGCUAAUAGUUGGCGUAGGUUUUACUGAGAAUAUAGCAGAGCUGUCACUGCUGCUGGUAGAUUGUGAUAAGCUUGGUGUGAGAUAAUAUGCAAGAGAUAUUGAAGCCUGAUGGUUCAGCGUGUACCACUUUCAUGUAGCGCAUUGCAUAUUUGGCAAACAAACAUACAGGUACAUAAAGAAAGAUUCAUCCAAUCUAGUCAAUAGAGACGAGAAAGACAGAAACGCACUAGAAAUGUCUAGAACUCAGGAGCUCGACGAAUAUCUUCAUUGCUUGAAGUAGCGCUAAAUUAAUAUCUUUUCGCUUCAGCGCAUCCUACUGAAUUAUUCAAUGCUGCUCUCAAAGUAAAUGAAAAGUAUGAUUUAUUUAAUAUACCUGGAACAACACAAAACAGCAAAAAUAAUGCCAAACAUGGCAUGUGUAUGGAAUUCGCACUAUACUUGCAACAAUGGUGCGGGUUGAUUUGCUUUUAUGAGCAUCCUUUUAUGGUUUGUCGUUGUCGAAAGCUAAAAUUCUGUGGUUAGUUACGACAUGUUCUAUGGUAUUUUUAUAUGUGUCACUUUAUGGGUCACAAUGUUCUCUUUGUCAGACAGCAACAGAGUAGACCGAGCCAAAGUGUUGAAAAGUUGGUGGAUGGAAAUUAAACUUAAAUCAUUCUGUUACGUGGUAGUAAGAUAGGCAAGGAUCGGACAAGGUAUAGCUUAUGAUAUUGCAAGCGAAGCAAACUAAACUGAAAACAAUGAGAAUAAUAGAAUGAAGGUGAUGGAUGCAAGGAUAAAUCACGAAAAACGCGCUUUCGAUGAAAAGAAUAAAAGGGUCCAUGCAGGAACAGAUUUGGCUAGGCAAGCCUUUGAUGAGGCUAGGAGCAGAUCAUCAAGAUUCGAUUGCGUGUCUCGCUUGUUCUUGCUCCGCUGCUGUGCACUACAGCGGUGUUAGUUAUAAUAAUGAAAGGGGCCGAACAGUUUUCCAAACAAUGGCGUCGAUCCCGACACCAAAGAUCAGUGAGGUAUGUGUAGUUCGAACUGGACUGAAGUGUAUUCCGUUGUUCGCUGCACCGUUCUUUGCCUUACUUUGUUUCUCGAAAUUUUCCUUCUGGUUUCCGAUCAUGCGAUUUCUACUACUACUGGUUACUGAUUUCAUCUUCUCGAAUCACCAUGGUAGUCACGGUAUCAGUUUUUCGUUGGGUUUUGUUUUUGCAUUGUACUGUGUUAGAAUGAAAAUUCCGGCUAUUGUAUAAGAUUAGGUUAAUGAUUUGGUUUAUCGCAAUCCCUCUUUCCACGGUUCCCACCUCUUCUCUUUCUAUUCAUUUUUGGCUGUGUUGCUUUUCUUUCUGUGCGCCUUUGUUGUCCCAAACCGAUGUGUUCCGGGCCAAACAAAUACUGACUAAUCGUGGCAGCCGAAAAAGUUCAAGUAUCUCAUAUGCUUUUUUAAAUGGUUGCUUCGUUUUUCACCCUUGUGAUUUUAUCAGUUAUGGUAAAUUCGCAACUCGGGCUGUUGAUUGCGUUUUGGGUGAAUGUGACGAGACAUAUUUUCGGUUAUGGUUUGGGUUACGGGAAAUUGUUUUGCAAUUGAUGCAUCAAACUGAAAGUCUAGCGUGUAGUCAGGUAAUACUUUUUCGAGAAGAUCAGAGCAUGACAAUUGCACUGAUUUAUAAGCAAGGCAAACGAAUUCAAAAGUGACCAGAUGCACGAGCGUGUGGGGUAAAAUUUCGUCUUUAAAACGAAUUGAAUCAAGUUUUCACAUAAGAUGAUGAGCACGGUCGUUGAAUCUGUUCUGCUGUUGACAAUGCUACAAUGCUACUGCUAGUGCUGUCGAACGAGCUAGAAUGGUUCUUCACUAAUUUCCCUUUUACUGUUGCUGUAAAUAGUUAGCAUUCAUAUCAUAAAGUGGAGUUGGCGCAGCAGAGGAUAAAAAACAAACAAAACAAAACACCGAAAAUGGAAGAAGUACCAGCUAUAGCAGCGAGAAGGUGCUAGUUUUAUGGGAGCUAUUUGUAUUCUGGUGAAACCAUAAACCAUACCCAAGUAGCGUCUAAAAAGCAAUCGAUGUCGAAACAAACAAUGAUCCUGAAUGCUAGAGAUGUAGGAGGAUACCUUGUAUUGUAACGACGGAACAAGGAAGCCAACAGUUUAGGGAAUACAAAAAUCUUAGGGAAACAGACAGUGGAUAAAUAUGCGGAAAACUUAAGAAGUGAAUGAGAGCAGGUAUGGAGAAGUUCCGAUUGGGAUAAGAUAAUCUUUUUUCGUGAGAGUUUAAUGCUAGAGGCUGCGGCACGAAUCAAUGAUAAAUAACCAAGAAUAUUAUUAACCUCACAGUUGGUAAUGUAACAAUUGUGGUUAUGAUUACUUACUAUUACCAUUAUUAUUACUAUUAUUAAUAUUAUUAUCAUUAUUAUCAUUAUUAUCAACAAACCGGUUAUUAGUUGCUAUGAAAAUUGUAACUUCAACAAAGCGGUGAAAAUGUGAGGUAAAAUGAAUCGAAGGGCAGCCUAAACAGGUAAAAGGAGGAAGGAAACGAAAGGUCGUGUUGAACAUUGUAGUUAUAUAUUUGAAAAUUAAACAAAGGAUUGAAAAACA